CCUCUCCCCCCCUACCCCCUCCCCUUUGUGCAGAUCCCCGGAUCGCCCCUUCCCCUUCCCGCCACCUGCGCCCAUCGCGCGACCUCCCGAGGGAGUCUCCUUUCUAGUUUUUCUUCCCCCCCCCCCUCUCCCUGCCGAGCUUGGCCCUGAUCGCCCUCACCGCCCUCUGAGAGGAACCAUUACCCACCAUGGUCCGCGACAAGAAGUCGUCCAAGGGACGUCUUGACAAGUUCUACCGCCUGGCCAAGGAGCAGGGCUACCGUGCCCGUUCGGCUUUCAAGCUGGUGCAGCUGAACAAGAAGUACAACUUCCUGGCCCGGACGCGUGUGCUCAUCGAUCUGUGUGCCGCCCCUGGUGGUUGGUUGCAGGUGGCUGCCAAGAGCAUGCCCAUGUCCUCGCUGAUCAUCGGUGUGGAUCUGGAGCCCAUCAAGCCGGUGGCCUCGAAUGUCAUCACCAUGGUCAAUGACAUUACCACGGAGAAGUGUCGCCAGGACCUGCGCGGCCACCUCCACACUCGCAAGGCCGACGUCGUCUUGCACGAUGGUGCCCCGAACAUGGGUCAGGCUUGGGAGCAGGACGCGUACACCCAGGCGGACCUGGUGCUGAAGUCCCUGCGCCUGGCCACGGAGUUCCUGGUGGAGAAUGGUGUGUUCGUCACCAAGGUCUUCCGGUCGAAGGACUACAACAAGCUGCUUUUCGUCUUCAAUCAGCUCUUCCGUCGCGUCGAGGUGACCAAGCCCACCUCUUCCCGUAAUGUGUCGGCUGAGAUUUUCGUCGUCUGCAUCGGGUAUCUGGAUCCGAAGAAUCUGGAUCCCAAGCUGCUGGACUCGAAGUAUGUCUUCAGCGAGGUCGACGACGGGGCCAAGUCCCUGACCGUCCGUGACCUGAUGAAGCCCUCGCGCAAGCGCCACCGUGAUGGCUACGAGGAUGGCAAUGUCACCCUGUUCAAGACGACCACGGCGGCGGAUUUCAUCGAAGCCGAGAACCCGGCCAACGUGCUGGGCACUUACAACGCCCUGACCUUCGAGGAUGACAAGUCCAAGUCCUUCCUGGAGGGUAUCACCGGGACCCUGCUGACCGACAUUGUGGAGUCUUGCAAGGAUCUCAAGAUCCUCGGACCGCGCGACUUUGCCCGGCUGCUGCGCUGGCGUACCAACAUCCAUCGUGAGCGUGAGCGUGUGGCUCGCGAGGCCGCCGCUGCCGAGAAGGCCGCCCAGGAGCCCGAGGGCGUUGUCGAGAUCACCGAGGAGAACCUGGAUGAGGAGCUCGCCAAGGUCGAGGCCAGCGUCCAGGCGGCCGACAAGCGCCGGCGUAAGCAGCUGCGUCUGCUGCGCGUCAAGCUCCAGAGCCGUAUCCGCCAGCUGGCCAUGCAGAGUGAGACCGGCGAGGCCAUGGAUGAGACGCUCUUCUCACUGCGCGAGCUGAGCAAGAAGUACUCGGACCUGGCGGCACACUUCGCCGAGGGUGGCGAGGGCAUCGUCCUGAAGUCCUCCCAGCACGGUGAGGAUCUCUUCCUCGGCUCGGACGCCGAAGAGGAGCUGGAGGAGGAUGAUGACGAUGGCGAGGUCGAUGCGUCGGACAUCGACGGCUCCGACGCCGAGGCGGCCGGUCCCGACUCCGACACCGAGGAGGCCCACGCCAACUACUACGGCGAGCACACCGACAAGGACACCUACCUGGCCAUGAUCGAGUCCAACAUGCACGACGACUACAUCUCCUACCUGGAGUCGCGCAACAAGACGGCCCUUCUGCGCAAGAUGGCCAAGAUCGAGGCGUCGAAGAAGCGCAGCCGCGAUCCGGCCCAGCAGGAGGAGGAUGCCGACUCCGAUGAGGACCCGGUUCACCGGGCCACCCGGCACCGCCAUCAGGCGACCGGGGACCAUGAUGAGGGCGAUAUGGAUGCCGGCGCGUCCGAGGCCCUUCCCCCCUCGCAGCGGGCGUCCAUCUGGUUCAGCAACCCCCUGUUCAAGAAUGUCCUCGGCGACACGGUGACCAGCGCCCAGCUGGACAUCGCGGAUGAGGAUGACUCCAGCGAGAUUGCCGAUGAGAUUGAGGCCAUCCAGAAGAUGAAGCGCGAGUACACCAAGGCCAAGGGUCGCGCGGCCCUGGCCGCCGGCUCCGGGGCCGGGUCCCGCAAGGUGGUCGGCCGCAUUGUGGACGACGAUUCGGAUGACGAGUCGGACCAUGCGGACUCCGAGGAGGAUGCCCACUCGUCGGGUGACGAGGGUGCCCAUGAUUAUGACGAUGAUGAGGACCUCUCGGACAUGGACUCCGACGAUCUGGCCGACCUGGAGGAGGGUCUCGGGUCGGAUGCCGAGGAUGAGGAUGGCUUCGAGAUUGACCGGCAGGAUGACACCAGUGGGGAUUUCUCGGCCAUGAAGAAGCGCGCCCUGGAUCCGGCGCAGAUCACCCUGGCCAGCCGGCUCCGGUCGAAGAUCCACCGCGAGGCGGAGAUCGAUGCCUCGUACAACCGCUACGCCUUCGACGAUGACAGUGCUCGCGGGGAGCUGCCUUCCUGGUUCGCUGAUGAUGAGGGUCGUCACAACCGGCCGGAGAUGCCCAUCACCAAGGAGGCCGUGGCCCUGCAUCGUGAGCAGCAGCGCGCGGUCGAUGCCCGGCCCAUCAAGAAGAUCCUCGAGGCCCAGGGCCGGAAGAAGGUCCGCGCCACCCGGCGCGCCGAGCGCAUUCGCCAGAAGGCCGAGGCCAUCAUCAACGAGGGCGACCUGUCGGAGAAGGCCAAGCACAAGCAGAUUCUCGGCCUUUACCGCGCCAAGAUCAAGAAGAAGGAGGAGGUUACCUACGUGCCGGCCAUCGGCUCGAACAAGGGCAUCCGCACCCGCCCGCGUGGUGUUACUGGUCGCUACAAGCUGGUCGAUACCCGCAUGAAGAAGGACAUGCGUGCGCGCAAGGCCCGGGAGCGCCGCGCUCGCAAGUAAGCGCGCCUUUGCCAUAGUCCCCUUGCCCUUUCGCCCGCCUUCCCCGAGGUGCCAUGGCGUGAGACAGUGUGUGUGUAUGUGUGUGUGCAUGUGCCAUCGCUUCUCCGCCUCUCCGCUUCUCCCUUCCUUGUGCGGUGUUGCACCACCCCCUCCCCCUAGAAAGAGACUGGCGCCCCCGGGAUGUGGAGAAAUGACUCGUUCUCUCCCCCCCCCCUCCCCCCCC
This is a messenger RNA of Fonticula alba, 3159 nucleotides long. Its product is annotated as methyltransferase. Gene Ontology annotation, molecular function: rRNA (uridine-2'-O-ribose)-methyltransferase activity; rRNA (guanine) methyltransferase activity. NCBI's taxonomy places the organism in Eukaryota, Rotosphaerida, Fonticulaceae. The record is from RefSeq and is a predicted model, not a curated record. Gene Ontology annotation, biological process: maturation of LSU-rRNA from tricistronic rRNA transcript (SSU-rRNA, 5.8S rRNA, LSU-rRNA); rRNA methylation; maturation of 5.8S rRNA from tricistronic rRNA transcript (SSU-rRNA, 5.8S rRNA, LSU-rRNA). Gene Ontology annotation, cellular component: nucleolus; nucleus; preribosome, large subunit precursor. The transcript is spliced from 8 exons. The coding region runs from base 189 to 2936 and encodes 915 amino acids.